This is a messenger RNA of Hevea brasiliensis (rubber tree), 1738 nucleotides long. Its product is annotated as actin-related protein 2/3 complex subunit 2A. Gene Ontology annotation, cellular component: Arp2/3 protein complex; actin cytoskeleton. The coding region runs from base 373 to 1428 and encodes 351 amino acids. Gene Ontology annotation, molecular function: structural constituent of cytoskeleton; actin filament binding. The record is from RefSeq and is a predicted model, not a curated record. Gene Ontology annotation, biological process: actin filament polymerization; Arp2/3 complex-mediated actin nucleation. The transcript is spliced from 9 exons. NCBI's taxonomy places the organism in Eukaryota, Viridiplantae, Streptophyta, Magnoliopsida, Malpighiales, Euphorbiaceae.
CCUUACCUUCUCACUUCCACCCAAACAUAGCCAAUCAGAUUGAUCGGCUGAUUUGAGAAUGCAUGAUUAUACAAGUCCAAAAAGAAAAAAAAUAAGGGGCAUAGGUGGUGGGGAUCGAAAGUGAAAGAAAGAAGAAUCUCAAAUCUCCUCCUGAACACGACACUCUUGACUCUGAGGAAUUUUACCCAAAAAAAAAAAAAUUCCCACAAACCGUCAUAUCUUUAGCUCUCUCUCCAAAUUGUUGUAGAAAAUUUGAAUUUGAAACUUAGGUGAGAGAGACCAGAGACAAAUUUGAUCCAUAUAUAUGCUGCAUUUGCAUUUUGAAGCAUAGAGAAGAGAAGCCCAGAAAACGAACCCACCAAAUUGAAUUCGAUGAUUUUGUUGCAGCCUCAUUCCAGAUUUCUCCUUCAAACCUUGUUGAAUCGGGUUCAGAAUCUCGAGAAGGCAGUUGAGCUUGAUUACCACUGGGUUGAGUUCGAUGAUGUUCGCUACCAUGUUCAGGUGUCGAUGAAGAACCCAAAUGUCCUGCUAUUAUCUGUCUCAUUACCCAUCCCUCCUCCGGAGACUGUUUUCUUGGGUGGACUUCCUUUUGGAGCCAUAGAAGCUAUAAAGGCUUCUUAUGGUGUGAUUGUGCAGAUUCUUGAUCCCCCAAGGGAUGGCUUUAAUCUCACUUUGAAACUCAAUUUGUCAAAACUUCCUCCAGAUGAAGAGUUCAGGCAUUCUCUUUUGGUAAAGAUUGCAUCUGUUAGGGAAGUAGUUCUAGGUGCCCCUUUAAGAUUAGUUCUAAAGCAUCUUGCUACAAGGACUGUUGCUCCUGAUAUGGAUCAGCUUCUUGCCCUUGUGCAUCGGCCAAAUGAGUCUUUUUUCCUUGUUCCACAGGCAGAAAAGGUUACUGUCGUAUACCCGAUGAGAUUCAAGGACUCUAUAGAUACUUCGCUUGCAACUUCCUUCCUUCAGGAAUUUGUGGAAGCAAGGCGUACAGCUGCACUUAAUAAUGCUCCUCCUUGUUUGUGGUCUCCUACUCCCCCUCAAGAAUUGAAGGAAGCUCCUGCUUAUGCACUCUCUGCAAAUGCAGGAUUUGUAUCUUUUGGUAAUGUCAGAAGAACCAGUAGAGUUCUUUCCUUUAUUUUCAUCCUCACCAUGACAAAUUUUAAUCCAAAAAAUGGUGCAGUCAUUUUUCCUCGCCAUGUAGAAGGCAAAAAGUUGGACCGUACAGUAUGGAAUUUAUCGACAUUUCAUGCAUAUGUUAAUUAUCAUGUUAAGUGCUCAGAAGGUUUCAUGCACACUCGCAUGCGACGUCGUGUGGAGUCUUUGAUUCAGGCAUUGGAUCGUGCAAAGCCUGAUUUGGAGGAAAAAAAGAAAUCACCAAAUAGCAGAUCUUUCAAACGGCUGAGUCUAAAAGAAGCCAAGGCUAAUUCGAAAUCUUGAAGGUGGAAUUUGUCUCCUCUUGUAGCUAUGAAGAACUUGUUGCCACCUGUGCAUGAAAGGCUGCUGCAAGUGCUUGUACUAAGUUUUUUCCAAUGGAAAAACAGAAAGGGAAGAUGUUCACUUGUUAACAUGUAGAAUUUUGGUGGCAGUUGGCUGCCUUUGAACUGCAAACUUCCAAACUUUUUAGGUCAAUUUUUGUUCAAUUUACCAGUCCUGUGCCUGUCUAGAACAUUGCUUUAGUUUGUCCUUGGUCUUUAUUAUUUUCUUUAGCAUGUCCAUGAAAUUUAACCAAAUGGGUGUUGGUUGUAAA